Molecule: messenger RNA, 1662 nt
Organism: Talpa occidentalis (Iberian mole)
Lineage: Eukaryota; Metazoa; Chordata; Mammalia; Eulipotyphla; Talpidae
Product: UDP-glucuronosyltransferase 2B31-like
Exons: 6
Coding region: 1-1590 (529 amino acids)
Molecular function (GO): UDP-glycosyltransferase activity
Source: RefSeq, a predicted model, not a curated record
AUGUCUAUGAAAUGGACUUCAGCUCUCCUGCUGCUUCAACUGGCUUGUAACGUUAGCUCUGGGAGUUGUGGAAAGGUGCUGGUGUGGCCCACUGAAUACAGCCAUUGGAUGAAUAUAAAAACAAUCCUGGAUGAACUUGUUGAGAGAGGUCACGAAGUGGUUGUUCUGACAUCUUCAGCUUCCAUUCUUAUUGAUCCCAACCAACCAUCUGCCAUUAAAUUUGAGAUUUAUCCUACAUCUAUCUCUAAAAAUGAUUUUGAAAGUGCUUUCAAAGCUAUACUGGAUGCUUGGACAUAUGAUCUGCCUAAAGACUCCUUUUGGUCAUACUUUGCAAAAGUACAAAAUAUCCUUUGGAGUUAUUUUGAUGUUAUUCAACAGUUUUGUGCAGAUGCAGUCAAGAACAAGAAACUAAUGAAAAAACUCCAAGAAUCAAGAUUUGAUCUCAUUCUUGCAGAUGCCAUUGGACCCUGUGGUGAUCUGCUGGCAGAGAUGCUUAGAGUACCUUUUGUGUACACUCUACGCUUCACACCUGGAUAUGAAUUUGAAAAGCAUGUUGGAAAACUUCCAAUCCCACCUUCCUAUGCACCUGUUGUUUUGUCAGAAUUAAGUGAUCAAAUGACAUUCAUGGAAAGGGUAAAAAAUGUGAUAUAUGUGCUCUACUUUGACUUUUGGUUCCAAACAAUAAAUCACAGGAAGUGGAAUGAGUUUUACAGUGAAAUACUGGGGAGACCCACUACAUUAGCUGAGACCAUGGGGAAAGCUGAAAUGUGGCUCAUUCGAACCUACUGGGAUUUUGAGUUUCCUCGCCCAUUCUUACCAAAUUUUGAGUUUGUUGGAGGACUCCACUGCAAACCUGCCAAACCCCUGCCUAAGGAAAUGGAAGAGUUUGCACAGAGCUCUGGAGAAAAUGGUAUUGUGGUGUUUACUCUGGGCUCAAUGGUCAGUAACAUGCCAGAAGAAAGAGCGAAUGCAAUUGCAUCGGCCCUAUCCCAGAUUCCACAAAAGGUUCUAUGGAGAUUUGAUGGCAAGAGGCCAGAUACCUUAGGGGCAAAUACACGACUGUAUAAGUGGAUCCCUCAGAAUGACCUUCUUGGUCAUCCUAAAACCAAAGCCUUCAUAACCCAUGGUGGAACCAAUGGCAUCUAUGAGGCGAUCUACCAUGGUGUCCCGAUGGUGGGCAUUCCCCUGUUUGCAGAUCAACCUGAUAAUAUUGCUCAUAUGAUAGCAAAGGGGGCAGCUGUCAGAGUGGACUUUGACAAACUGUCAAGUACAGACUUGCUCAACGCAUUGAAGAAAGUCAUUAACGACCCUUCGUAUAAGGAAAAUGUUAUCAAAUUAUCAAGGAUACAGCAUGAUCAGCCAAUGAAGCCUCUGGAUAGAGCGGCCUUCUGGAUUGAGUUUGUCAUGCGUAAUAAGGGAGCCAAGCACCUGCGGCCAGCCUCCCAUGACCUCACCUGGGUCCAGUACCACUCCUUGGAUGUGAUCGGGUUCCUGCUGGCCUGUGUGGCAACUGCUGUGUAUAUUAUCACAAAAUGUUCUCUGUUUUGUUACCAGAAGGUUGUCAAAACCAGAAAGGACAAAAGGGAAUAGUUGCUUCUCAGUCCUGAAGCUGGUAUGUCUCACACAGGGUUCUCUAGUUUAUUCCUGCAAGGAAUUGAAGUA